This is a messenger RNA of Penicillium verhagenii, 195 nucleotides long. RefSeq lists its product as uncharacterized. Bases 1 to 195 code for a protein of 64 amino acids. The transcript has a single exon. The record is from RefSeq and is a predicted model, not a curated record. NCBI's taxonomy places the organism in Eukaryota, Fungi, Ascomycota, Eurotiomycetes, Eurotiales, Aspergillaceae.
AUGGCGCGUCCCUCUGGGCAAAUUGAACAUCUGAUCACCAAUAUCCAACAAUUGGAAGAGUCACAGAUCAACCCAUCCCAGACAUUCCGGGCGCAAUCUCGAAAGAUGGAAAUAUUCGUACGCACCAUCAAAGGAUUGGAACAACAUUUGGAUGAGCGAGAUGUGGACCAAUCUAGAAUGAUUCAAUAUGGAUAA